Molecule: messenger RNA, 615 nt
Organism: Microthlaspi erraticum
Lineage: Eukaryota; Viridiplantae; Streptophyta; Magnoliopsida; Brassicales; Brassicaceae
Source: the annotation of a GenBank genome assembly
AUGAGCCACCUGAGUUUCUACGUGAUGAGUGUGUUAUUCUACGAGGUGCAUUUGGAUGCUUAUGUGCCCCGGACUUGGAGCCCAGGUGAAACCACUUGGACUUUGAAGCGGGUCUUUAAGUCUCAGUUUCUUGAUGUUAAGCAUAACUAUGUUGUCUUCUCCAACGGUUUGUUUUACUGUCUCAACUUGAGAAACGAUCUUGCUGUUUUCGAUCCAUCUUUAAGGACGUGGAAUGUGCUCGAUGUGACGCCUCCUGCACGCCCUGAUCACAUCGAUGAUGAGAGUUGGUGUGAAGGAAAGUUCACAUCGAUGGUUGGUUACAAAGGAGACAUCUUUGUGGUGUGUACGUUUGGAAAUGAGAAGCCUUUGGUAUUUAAGCUGGAUCCUGCAAGAGGUGUUUGGGAGAAGAUGGAAAAUCUUGGUGGUGUGACGAUGUUUGUGAGUGUUAAUUCAUGUGAAUCAACAACUUAUGUCAACGAGGGGAUGUUGAGGAACAGUGUCUACUUCCCUAAGUUAUGUGAUGAUGAGACGCGUUGGGUGAUGUAUUCGUUUGAUGAAAGGAGAUACAGUCCGCUUGAGCACAAUGUUAACUGGGGAAAGCAGAGUUCUUACUGA